This is a messenger RNA of Pseudo-nitzschia multistriata, 1293 nucleotides long. Lineage: Eukaryota; Bacillariophyta; Bacillariophyceae; Bacillariales; Bacillariaceae. The record is from the annotation of a GenBank genome assembly.
AAGCAAGCACGACUGGUAUUGAUCAAUCAAUCGUCAACAAAUCCUUCUUGGUAGAUCCUUCUCAAGAGAGGCAUAGUAGCAUUCAGCAGAGCAAAACUGUUUUCACCUGUCGUACUCGAUCGCUGCUGGAUACCUUUGAAUCUAUCGUAUCUUUUGCCUGCUAGAGCGGCAAGGAGAAGCGAGUGAUUUAGUUCGACAGUACUUGUACGGUGUGAGGACUGGAGCGAUCUAUCGAACGACUCAGCAAAAACCAAGUCAGGAUAACACAAUGACCGAUACCGUCCUAGAAGAAGUCUGGACCGAAGUCCAGCAACGAAAAGCCGAUGCCACUGGCGAAGGCGACGGGAACAGUGAUUCAGAAUCGCCGCCAUUAAUGAACCACCUGAAAAAUGGGUACACGACGGACGAGGCUUCCCAGGUGCGAGAAUCCGUCCACGAGGAUUGCUUCAACGUCGUUCCCCCUCCCGUGGAUUGUCCUGCCUGGCUGUGCAUCGUUUUGCCCUGCAUCAACCACCUGAAAUCCAUGAAGGCACACAAGAAUUGCAUCCCGGAAGACGCCGAGGUGUUGCGAAACGGCAGAUGGAUCCGAUACGACGCCGCGUCCCUGGUCCUUGGAGACGUGAUCCGGCUGGAAGAAGGGGACGUUGUCCCCGCGGAUUGCGUCAUCGCGGCGGACGAAGGAGAGCUGUUGGUCGAUCUCAGGGUGGUGACGGGACAAAGCCGCCCGAAGCAGGUGAGCGGUAUCAACGCUAAGCGACGGGACCAGCGCACCCUGCUCUUUGGUGGAACGGUCGUCCAGGGGCAUGCCACCGCGCUGGUGACCGCAAUCGGUACGGAAACCACGCUGGGACAGCUGAUCAAGAACGGCAGGUUUCCGGUUCCGGAAAAGGAGAGCGACGACAUGGAAGAAACCAUCAUGCUUACCGAAGACUCGACCAUGAGAACGAUGGAAAUGGGAACCAUGUCCUAAAACGGAACCGAACGGAGCGGAACCGAACGUUGCGUUCCAUCGAUUCACAGAGUAGCGGUCAUUUUUGAAUUUGUAAUACAGUAGGAAGCAUCUUUGAUCAAAGCAAUGUUUUUCCGGCGUAAAUAAACCACAUUCCUCAACUAGUGGUACCACACCAAAGUUUCCUGCGCUUGGCACACCAUCCAGAGUUACAAGCAGAGUAAUGUGUUCUUGAUUUUAUACAAUUUGAAAAACAUUGAUUGAGAGUAAUUCAUCUAUCUAUACUACUAUUUACUCAAAGGAAAAGUCUGAUAUAAUUUUUGAAAUAAUUUGUGCUUGAUAUC